This is a messenger RNA of Exophiala dermatitidis NIH/UT8656, 1192 nucleotides long. RefSeq lists its product as uncharacterized. The transcript has 2 exons. Gene Ontology annotation, biological process: peptidyl-lysine dimethylation; peptidyl-lysine monomethylation. Bases 127 to 1098 code for a protein of 323 amino acids. Gene Ontology annotation, cellular component: cytoplasm. Gene Ontology annotation, molecular function: protein-lysine N-methyltransferase activity. NCBI's taxonomy places the organism in Eukaryota, Fungi, Ascomycota, Eurotiomycetes, Chaetothyriales, Herpotrichiellaceae. The record is from RefSeq and is a predicted model, not a curated record.
GGGAGAGGGAGGCAUCAGACCAACAGACUAUCAUCAAAUUAUACAGUUACUUUCCUUCGCUGUAUGCAGCCUUCUUGACAGAUCCUGUUCUCCCGCGCUUGUUAGCGUCCUGCAGGUCAUCAUAAUAUGUCUUCAACUUCGGCCCCGUCCCAUCCAAUCCAUCUCGAUCCCAGCGAGCUCGGAACAAAAGAAUAUUGGGAUAGAUACUAUCAGAACGAUCUAGACAAUGAUGAUGAUGCUGACGAUCCAAAUACCGAGGACGACGACAAUGACAACAACGAUAAUGGCAACGGCAACAGUCCUCCGGAUCCAUCCGAGCUAGAAUCGUGGUUCGACGACGUCGGCGCCCCAGCAAAGACACUCGCCUUUCUGACAUCUACGACAUUUCCCCUUUCCCCGAAUUACACCGGACCCACAAACUCAACAACCUCAACCUCAACUUCAACAGAACCGCAACAACAGGACCAAAGACGUCCAGCUCCUACAGUCCUAGACCUCGGCACCGGCAACGGCAGCGCCCUGUUCUCUCUUCGACUCGAAGGCGGAUACACGGGGCCCAUGGUCGGCGUCGACUAUUCAAGCCAGAGUAUUGAGUUGGCGAGGAAAUUGGCGAGACAAUACUUUUCCUCCUCGUCGUCAGCAACAGCAUCAGUUUCAGCAAAUAUCUCAUUCCACGUCCUCGAUUUAAUAACCGACGACCCCACAACGCAGUCAUGGUGGCCAGUUUCUUCUCACGGAUUCGACUUGGUACUGGAUAAGGGCACGUUUGAUGCCAUUUCUUUGUCGUCGGCGACGGUUCAAGUGCCGACGGACCCAACAUAUUCUCAUUCUACCACCACCACUGAACGCCGCGUCUGCGAACUCUACCCAUCGAAAGUUCUUUCCAUGGUCAAGCCGGGCGGAUUCUUGUUGGUGACGAGCUGUAACUGGACGGAAGACGAGGUGGUGGCUUGGUUUACUGGUCCUACUGCUACGGGGAGUGACGACAGCAAAGGACGGUUCGAAGUCUACGAUACCAUCAAGUAUCCCGUCUUUGAGUUUGGAGGCCAGAAAGGCCAGGGGGUGGCGAGUGUGUGUUUUAGAAAAGUGAUCUCGUAGUGUACUUGUAGUUGAAGACCUAUUUUCCUCUUUAGACAUCGUCUCUUUAGACAUCGUCUUUUUUGGUUCGUCUCGUUUAGGAGCCUUAGAGCCG